AUGUGGCGGUAUGCCCCGAUACUCAGUAUAGUUCUUUGCCGUUUAAGCUGGACUUGUCCGAGGGCGGAGGUUUCGGAGCGGGAGCGUCAGCAGCUGCUUGAGCUUUUCGAUGAAUUCAGUGAUCACAUUUCAUGUGAUGCGUAUGACUUAGGGUCAUACGAAGAGACCGAGAUAGUUAUUAAGACAACCAGUGAAACUCCUCCUUCGCGCUUUAGACCUCCACGGAUUCCGGUAAAAUUCCAGAAAGAGCUCGAUGAGCAUAUUAACAAAUUGCUUCGAGCAGGUCACAUAGUAGAGAGUGAUACUCCUUGGAUCCAUAAUACAGUGUUAGUAAAGAAGAAGGACGGUUCCCUUCGAGUCUGUCUCGACUUCCGUCCUCUUAACAAGAUUACCAUCCCCGACCAUUACCCUUUGCUACGGAUCGAGGAUAUACUCGCUAAGAUAGCGGGUCAUAAAUACUAUACGACGUUGGAUUUAGCGUCAGGUUAUAUGCAGUUUUUGUUAUCACCUGAGAGACAGGAGAAAUGUGGAUGGGCAACCCACCAUGGAGUGUAUCAGUUCGUCUACCUUCCCUUUGGCCUUAAGAAUGCCGGCGCCUACUUCUCUCGAUUUCUCUCUAUUGGCAGGCUUAAAAGCCAACUGCCUGGCCUACCUAGACGACAUUGUUAUCUUCGACAAAGACUUCCCGAGCCAUUUGGCCUCCCUUAG
Molecule: messenger RNA, 708 nt
Organism: Necator americanus (New World hookworm)
Lineage: Eukaryota; Metazoa; Nematoda; Chromadorea; Rhabditida; Ancylostomatidae
Exons: 1
Coding region: 1-708 (235 amino acids)
Source: RefSeq, a predicted model, not a curated record